UCUGGGAGGCUGGGUUUUUUGGGGUUUUUUUUAGGUUUUUGGGUUUCUAAUCCCCAUUUUCUCUCUCCAGCCUCCUCCUGGCCCUCCUCCCGCGGUUCCCUGAUCUGGGAGGCCGGCGUGGCCCCGGCGCUGGUKCAGAACGGGGUCCGUCUGCGGGGCAAUCGUUUGGUGGUUCCYCGGGACGGGCUCUAUUUCGUGUACGCGGCCGCGGCGUUCCAGGGCUGGCGCUGUCCCUCGCGCUCCCCGCGGCGCCCGCUGCGCCUGGCGGUGUCGCGAUUGUCCCCAGAGUACCCGCGGGAYGUGCCCCUGCUGCGCGCCGCCCGCUCCGUGUGCCACACCGGGAACAGCCCCGGGCUCUGGGUGGAGUCCCUGUACCAGGGAGCGGUGUUCCAGCUGCGCCGCGGGGACCAGCUGGCUGCAACAACCACUGCGGGGAGGUUCCUGGAUCUGCACGGGGCGGGACAGGCGUAUUUCGGGGUGCUGGGGGUGGAUUAG
Messenger RNA from Malurus melanocephalus (red-backed fairy wren), 495 nucleotides. RefSeq names its product tumor necrosis factor-like. Lineage: Eukaryota; Metazoa; Chordata; Aves; Passeriformes; Maluridae. The transcript has a single exon. Gene Ontology annotation, molecular function: tumor necrosis factor receptor binding. The annotation marks the transcript as partial. Gene Ontology annotation, biological process: immune response. Gene Ontology annotation, cellular component: membrane. The record is from RefSeq and is a predicted model, not a curated record.